CCUCCUCCUCAGUCUUGCUCCUGCAAGCAAAAAAAAAAUAAAAAUGUGCGGCGGUGCGAUCAUUUCCGGCUACGUCGACGAGAAGAGCGGCCGUAAGUUGAAGGCCAAGGAGCUCUGGUCGGAGCUCGACACGCUCUCCGACUUCCUCGGCUUCGGCUUCCCCGGCAGCCACGAUACCAAAACCCUUAAUCCUCCCCAUCCAGAUGAAGAUAAAAAGGAGCGGCGGCAGAGAGCGCGGAAGAACGUGUACAGAGGGAUACGGCAGCGGCCGUGGGGGAAAUGGGCGGCGGAGAUCAGAGAUCCGUACAAGGGCGUCAGGGUCUGGCUGGGGACCUACAGCACGGCGGAGGAAGCCGCUCUGGCUUACGACGGCGCCGCCAAGCGGAUCCGCGGCGACAAGGCCAAGCUCAAUUUUCCGGACAUCUCCGCCGCCUCGAAAUUCCCUCCGCCGCCGCAGACGGGCGGAGAUGAGGAAUCAGCAGCAUCUUCCGAUUAUCAACCGCCAGCCAAGAAACAGUGCUUCGCCGUCGGAGCCGAACUUCCUCAUCCUCCUCCUCUGCUGGCGGCGCAACCGUUUCUGCCGGCGGCGGCGGAGGUUGUGAGCAGGCCGUACGAGCUGGAAGAGCAAAUCUCGAGCCUGGAAUCGUUCCUGGGGCUGGAGCCGGAGGUAGCGGCGGAAGGCGGCGGCGAAGAAGUGACGGUGGAUCUAUGGAUGCUGGACGACCUGGUGAACCAGUACCAGUACCAGCAGCUGCCACGUCAGGUGGCUUACUGA
Molecule: messenger RNA, 775 nt
Organism: Linum tenue
Lineage: Eukaryota; Viridiplantae; Streptophyta; Magnoliopsida; Malpighiales; Linaceae
Source: the annotation of a GenBank genome assembly